Coniosporium apollinis CBS 100218 is the source of this 2355-nucleotide messenger RNA. RefSeq lists its product as uncharacterized. Lineage: Eukaryota; Fungi; Ascomycota; Dothideomycetes. The transcript has a single exon. The coding region runs from base 1 to 2355 and encodes 784 amino acids. Gene Ontology annotation, biological process: maturation of SSU-rRNA. Gene Ontology annotation, cellular component: 90S preribosome. The record is from RefSeq and is a predicted model, not a curated record. Gene Ontology annotation, molecular function: RNA helicase activity; nucleic acid binding; ATP binding.
AUGGAUAUAUUCAAGCUACUCUCCCGCUCCACCAAGCUCUCCAAGGGCUCCGGCAAAGGUGCUCCGCAAGCGCAGUUGCCCUCGGGCGGCCAGAACGCGAACCCACAGCUCUUCGGGCACAGUACGUCUGGUGAUGCGCAGGCGCCUGAGCUGCAAGGAAAUGGCGCUAGCAGGAAGCGCAAAAGAAGUCAAGAUGGCUUGGUACAGGCCGUGAGCCUACCAGCGGAGCUUGAUUUCUUUGGCGACGCGAACCGUACUGGGCACAAAGUAUAUGGAGACAAGGCGCCGAGGGAACAUGCAUCUGAAGAAGAAAUGGAGGGCGGAGUGACCGAUCUACAACCAGCACCCAGGCCGAGGAAGACUAUUGUGGUGAACGGCUCCGCGCCUUUCCUCAGCGAGGAGGAGUGCAGACGGAUCUUGCGGUCCCAUAAGAUCAAGAUCACUGCCUUUUCAGACCCCCAACAACAACAAGAAGAGGUGCCUGCAAAACAAAACGGGAAGAAGCGCCGCAAGGUCAAGGAGCAGCCGAUCGAGGUUGCGAAGAAGAGAAAGAAAGCUGAGCUGUACCCUCAACCUCUGACGUCGUUCAGCCAGCUGCGCGGUAAAUAUGGGAUCUCGAAGCGACUCGCGGAGAACAUAGAGGCCCAAGGCUACACGGUGCCAACGGAGGUACAACUCGGAAGCUUGCCGCUACUUCUUGAGCCGGCGCAGACUUGGGCGGGAAGUCGACCAGAACUGCGAGGUGACUUUCAAGGAGAUAAGAAGUUGAAUAGUCACGGCGUGGAUAUACUGGCCAUCGCGCCGACUGGAAGUGGCAAGACAAUCGCGUUUCUGAUACCAGUGAUCAAUGCUUUAUUGCGCGACCGCAAUCAAGAGCAGGACAUCAACAGUCACGGUGAGUCGGCAGGACCCGGUGCAAUAAUUAUAGCCCCGACGAAAGAACUUGCAAGCCAGAUCGUCAAUGAGGGCAGAAAGCUCAGCUCGAAGACGGGUAUAAAAAUCGCGCUUAUGCGCAAGGGUAUGGAUAUUGUUCCUUCACCAGGUCAGGAUGCGACUUUGGAUGUGACGGAAGAACUGUCAGAACGUCAACUCGACGAGAUCGAUGACAAGAGCGAUAUCAGCGAUGCACCAGCAGGAUCCACUCGGCGAGCAGGUAGAACCCGAGAUCAAGGCCACAUGGUGAAGGCGGACGUGCUCGUUUCAACGCCUCUUACUCUUCUUAACGCAUUGAAGACGUCCGACGAUACGCCAAAGCUGCUUCCGAGUGUUCAUUAUCUUGUCUUUGAUGAAGCGGAUGUCUUGCUAGACCCCCUUUUUCGCGACCAGACUUUGUCGAUUUGGCAAGCCUGUCCACAUCCUCAACUUCGAGUUAGCCUCUGGUCCGCUACAAUGGGCUCAAAUGUCGAGCAGUUAGCAAAGUCUACCAUAGAGGCUCACCGAAAUAAACAUCUUGGUCCGGUAAAGGGGUACCGACAACCUCCUCUCCUCCGCCUAGUCGUCGGGCUCAAAGACUCCGCUGUCCCUAACAUAUCCCACAAGCUCACUUACGCCGCCACCGAGCAGGGCAAACUUAUGGCCCUUCGUCAGCUCCUUCACCCCACCGCAUCAGCAGACUCCUCCGGACCUAGUCUCAGGCCCCCUUUCCUCAUAUUUACGCAAACCAUCCCUCGCGCCAACGCACUCUACAGCGAACUCCUCUACGACAUUCCUCCUGAAGCCGGCGGCUCGACCCGUAUCGCUGUCCUCCACGCCGAUCUGUCUGAUACCGCUAGAGAUCGGGUUAUGACAGCCUUUAGGAAAGGUGAAGUUUGGGUACUCAUUACGACCGAUCUCCUCGCGCGUGGCGUCGACUUCAGAGGCAUCAAUGGCGUCGUCAACUAUGAUGUUCCGAAUUCGGCCGCCGCGUACGUGCAUCGAGUGGGUCGAACGGGAAGAGCAGGGAGAGAGGGCGGGGUCGCAAUCACGUUGUAUACGGAGGAGGAUAUUCCGCAUGUGAGGAUCAUUGCGCAGGUCAUCGCUGCGGCCGAGAAGCUGAGGGACAAGUCGGGUGAGAGUGGACCGAGUGGUGAGGGUGUGCAGCAGUGGCUUCUUGACUCGCUACCUCAGCCCAGUAAAAGGGACAGACAGCGUUUGAAAAGGAGAGGUGUCGAGGUUAGAAGGGCUAGUGUGAACGGGAAGGAAGCAAGGAAAGCGAAAAUCAGCACGAAGAGUGGCUUUGAGAGGAAGGAGGAGAAUAGGAGGAAGGGCGCAACGCCGAGGAGUCGAGCGAGACAGACUGGUGGGCUCGUUGACACUGGCCCGAAGAAGAGGCCAGCCGUAGCUGAAGACGACGAGUUCGAGGGGUUUGGGGAUUAA